AUGGGCGUAUGCGGUGGCAAGUCAGCCAAGCGACAGCAAAGCCGAGAGCUCCGCUUUCACGACGGGUUCCAGUACAGCCCCCUUGAAUCCAAUGAUUUUGGGCCGCUGUCCGCCGAGAAAGACACACUGGACAUUGUCCAGUUUGCGGCCCCGAUCUUUGUUGCCGAGGAAGGUGAAGGAUUCAGUGUCAAGGUAAUGCGGUUGGGGUCGCUUGCUGGCACCGUCAGCUGCUUUUUCCAGACCGAAUCCGGCUCUGGCAAAGCAGGAAAACGCUUUGUCCACAUAGAGGGUGAGGUAGUGUUCGCUGAUGGCCAAUUCGAGCAGAGCAUUGACAUCGAGAUUCUUGAUUCACCAACAUGGUCAGCAACCCUUGAGUUCAAGAUGGUACUGAGCAAUCCGAAUGGGUGUGCGUUGGGGAAGUACCUGAAAGUUUGCCGCAUCAAGGUCCUGGACGGAAAUCCUUUCCCCAACGAGGACUAUGCCGAGCCUUUGAAAGCAGGCCCGGAGGCGAUCGAGGACAUCAAUCCACUACCGCUCUUUGUCGACUUUUGCAGGCUGAUGCUGAAAAUACCUGGGAAUUCGACACGAUUUGCGGUGACCUUGCUCUGUGACCAACUCAAGAAUGCCUAUGUUUGGUUUCAGCUUAAGGCUUCCGUCUACAUGGUAAAUGUGAUCUUUGGUGGAGCGGAUGCGGCAGACCAGCUAUUCAUCCGGGGGGAUGCCGUGACGACCGCCAAGUUGCUCGGCUUGUUGUACAUCGGACUCCCGCUACUCUUGCACCUGUACAAAGAAGCCAAGACACGAAUGGACAUUGCAGGUCGUUGUGGCUACUACUUGCAGACCAGUUUGAUGCGGAAAUACAUGAACUUCAGCGACGACUCUAGAGCGGCAGUGUCUCUAAACGAAGUCCAGAAGAUCGUGACCGCAAAAGCCUUGGAUGUUUCGAACAGCCUCGACAACGUUUCUUCCAUGCUUGAGACGCUCGGGAGGUUGAUCAUGUUGAAUUACUUCGCGCUUUCUAGUGAUCCUGGCAUGCUGUGGGCUGUGAUUACUAUGCCUGUGGUCAUGACUAUCUGGGUGCUCCUGCGCCAGAGAUGGUUGCAAAAGCCUGAGGAAGACGGCCCCUACAAGAGGGCAGUCAUGGAACUGGUGGGUUCCAUCAGCGAAUACUACCCGCUCAUCGCAGCCUACUUCCAAAGACCUGCCAUGAACGAGAAGUUCGCCGCGCGUGUGACCAAGCUUGCCGACGUACAAGAGCCUCUGGGGAUCUACAGCAUGCGCAGCGAGUUCUUUUUCGCAUGGCUGGGCCCGUCGUUUGCCGGUUUCUACUUGUGCUUCUAUGCUCAGCAAGUGAUUGACGGCGCGCUUUCCCUGGGAGCGUUUCUAGCGACGAUCAGUGUGUUCAAAGAGGUCGCAUCGAACUUCGCGGAUGGAUAUUCUGUGAUGAUGAGCGUGAUCUCCAAAUUUGAGCCGCUAGUUGACAUCACUAUUUUCUUGAACCGGCCCACCGACGUCCGAGACUUGAAAGAGUUAGUGAACAGGCGGAUCAAGGAGACCAGCGACCAGCGGACUCGGCUGAUGCAACUUUCCAUACCGACCCCUCCUGGCAUGGUGCGCACAGACAUGAUUCCAAUUCGCUUGGAAGGCCUGUCAUACAAACCUGGGGCGAGUGGAGAGCUUUUUCACAAUGUAGAUCUGUCCGUCGAGCAAGGCAAGUUGGUCGCCUUGCAAGGCGAACAUCGAUCAGGAAAGACGAAGCUGAUCCGACUCCUUGCUGGUGGAAUUACUCCCACUACUGGCAAAGUGAUCAUGCCCUCACAUCUGCGAUGCCUGUUGGUUACACACCAAGUCGUUUUGAUGGAUGCCUCUCCUUUGCAAAACCUGUUCUUUGGUGAUCCUCUCGCUGUCGCAAAUCCAGAAGAGCGGCAUCGCGCGUUGUGGAUUCUGGAUAAGCUCCGGAUGAUGCGAACCCGAGAGGUUGCUGAACAGGAGAUCGAAAUUUUGCAGGAGCCUCUCUCGGAUGAUGAGGAGGUAGACCCUGGCUGUUGCAGCAAAAGUGGGAAGGUAGAACCGCUACCUGCCCAUGCACAAUGGUUGCCACCAGACGGUAGCCGGCGAGCGCAGCAACUGCAGUACGAACUGCGAGGUUGGCAGGACUCCCUGUCCUUCCAGGAAAAGGCGAAGCUGCACAUAGCACGUGCCUUGAUUGUGAAUCCAGAAAUUAUGAUUCUCGAGAAGCCGCUGAUGAACUUCGAUGAACGAGAGUCUCAGCUGGUACAGGGCGUCCUCAGGGAGUACGUCUCCAACCGAGGAGUCGCGCUAUCCACUGACUCCCGGGACAGUCGAAGGCCACGGACUUGCUUCUACACAGCCGAGAGGGAGGAUGCCAGCCAAACUGAUGUCGUUUGGAAGUGCGGUGCUGGCACUGUGGUUGCCGAGAAGCCUUGGGAACAAGUUCAAGCAUCCCAAAAGGGUGGCUCCGACAGCAAGGAGGAGCGAGAGAAGUCGGUGACCCUCUCCUACUCCGAAACUGCAGAGGAGGAGCAGUCCAUUUCUAUCAUCCGAACUGUGUCAAGCGGGACAGCAGCUCGCUUGCUGGAUGAGUUGGAGGAUGAAAGGCGGCGCGGCGACGGAAACGAGGGUCUCGAAGGUUUGGACGAAGGUUCGACGAGCGAGCGUAGCACGGUCUCCGAGGCCGAGGCGGCUGCCGCCAUUGGGGUCCAAGAAGCUGCGAGCGGUAUCAGCCAGCCCAACCCGCCCACACAGGAGAUGCCUGGGACGAUGGAGUCUGACUCUCGACCCUCGUGUAUGUGGAGUUGUCCGCCUUCGGUUCCCCCUCCGCUACCGAAACGGUCGAGUCCUUUGGCGCCCAUCGGCACAGCGGUUGCCGACGUGCCCGACGAGUCAUCCAUGUGGAGGCUGGAGUUCUCAGAUUAUUUCUCGCGAAAGAUAGAGACAGGACAGUUCGUGGCUGCCGCUCUCGCUGAAAUGCGCGCCGGCAUGAUGCGGGUACAAGUCAAAGAGGGGGAGAUGACGAAGACCAUUUACACGCACAUCAUGGAGCAAAAGUAUGACAAGGCCGUGAAGAUUCUCAACCAGCAGCUUCAGUUCUUCCCGGAGAGCCGCUGCGCUUUGUCAUUGCUCGGAUACUGCUACUACCACAUGCAAGACUUUGCCAGUGCUGCGGACAUCUACGGUCAGCUUGUGCAAGUCGUACCCGAGAUCGACGAGUACAAGAUUUACCAUGUCCAGAGCCUGAUCAAGGCAGGCUUGUAUGAGGAGGCCAGCCAGGCGUGUACUUCUGUGGAGUCGCCGGAGUACACGGAGCGGGUCCUGAUGCUACAGGCCACGAUCUCCUACGAACAGGAAGAGACGCAAUUGGCUCGCAGCAUCCUGGAUCAAUGCCAUCCAGACUCCGAGGAGAGGCAGGUCUUCGAGGGAGCACUGCUUUGGAAAGAGAAGCGGUACGCAGAAGCUAUGAAGCUGUUCAAUGAUGCGAUAACAAGCACCGGCUACCAGGCAAGCCUUGCGUACAACAUCGCCCUUUGCUACUAUAGCUCCAAGCAGUACGGCCCGGCGCUGAAGCACAUCGCCGAGAUCAUCGAGCGUGGUGUACGGGAUCAUCCGGAGCUGUCUGUGGGAGCUUUGUCAGAAGGCGACCUCAAAGCUCGGAGUGUCGGCAACACGUCCGUGCUGCGGGAAACGGCUUUGAUUGAAGCUUUCAACCUGAAGUCGGCAAUAGAGUACAUGACAAAGAACAUGGAAGCCGCGAAGGACGCGUUAGCUGAUAUGCCACCUCGCGAUGAGUCGGAACUCGACCCAGUCACGCUCCACAACCAGGCCCUCAUCGAGAUGGACGAGAAGCCGACCGAGGGCUUCCGCAAGCUUAACUUUCUGCUUAACCAGCAGCCAUCGCCACCAGAGACUUUUGUAAACCUCCUCCUGCUGUAUUGCAAGUACAGUUACUAUGACCUAGCCGCUGACAUUCUGGCGGAGAAUGCUGAGCUGACUUACAAGAAUAUGAAGCCUGAGGAUUACGAGUUUCUGGAUGCGCUGAUAUUGGGCCAGUCUUCACCUGAAGAAGCGUACCGGCGCUUCGACGAGCUGUCUGCAAAGCAUGUGGAGAUGUUGCGGAAAGGAACCAAAAACAUCCAGGACGCAAGGAGGCAGCGGGAUCAAACCCAGGUGAAGAAGUACCUGGCCGAGUUCGAUGAUGCGCUGGCGAAGUACAUACCGGUGCUCAUGGGGCAAGCCAAGAUCUAUUGGGAGUUGGAGAAUUACUCCAUGGUGGAGAAAAUCUUCCGCCAGUCUGCUGAAUUCUGCAGUGAAGAUGAGUCCUGGAAGCUGAACGUGGCCCACAUCUUCUUCAUGCAGGAAAAAUUCAAGGAGUGCAUCCGCUACUAUGAGCCGUUCGUGCGAAAGCACAACGACGAUCUCUUGAACGUUACGGCGAUCAUCCUGGCCAAUCUUUGUGUGGCAUAUGUCAUGACCUCCGCUAACGAGGAGGCUGAGGAACUGAUGAGACUGGUGGAGCGUGAGGAGGAGAAGGUGAAGGACCCGUCGAAACCGGUCUACCACCUGUGCAUUAUCAAUUUGGUGAUUGGAACCCUCUACUGCACGAAGGGCAACUUUGAAUUCGGUAUCAGCCGAAUCAUCAAGUCCCUGGAGCCGUACGACAAAAAGAUCGGCGUCGACACGUGGUAUUAUGCCAAGCGAUGUAUGUUGGCUCUUGCGGAGACCCUGGCGAAGAACAUGGUCGUGCUGAACGACGAAGUCUUCGACGACAUCAUCGCCUUCCUAGAUUCGGCAGAUCAAGUUGGGAAAAACAUCGGCACGACCAUCAAUGUGGUCGAGGCCGCCAAUGAAGAUGCCGCGAGCAAGCGCACAGUCUCGCAAGAAGCACGAAUGAUCAAGCGCUUCUUCCUGAAACUCAGGGACUGGUCGCGGCCAACCUCUGAGCCUUGGUUCCGGUUUCACCUACAAAUACGCAAAGCUAACGAGGCAGAGGAGGGCCGAGCGCCGGAGCCCUUUCAGGUCAUUUACGUCCCGGUGUUCAUGCCUCACAGAUGCAGGAUCUGUGGACACGAGUGUCAACUAUCCGAGAUGCCGCAGGAGUUGCCGCGUCCCACCACGAAUCCGACCUUUGGCAGCUGGCUUACCAGUAUUCUUCCAUCGGCAUCGCGACAUUGGAUGCUUGGGAGAGCGGCCGCAGCGAUUUUGCCGCCAUCCGCUCCGACUCGACCGAUUGCAGAGCCAGUUCCGCUGAUCGUGCGGCACAUUGAGGAUCCCUCAGCCAAGAUCCUGCAGACGCCGAUAGGAGAUGGGGUCGUGAACUCGAUAUCUCCUGUGGGCGAUGUCUUCGUGCCGCUGUGCCCUCUCCAAUGCGCUCGGCCGCCACACAAGCACCGAAAAACUCAGGGCUUGGAGGAGAGGUGGUGGCUGGAGUUCGAUCCGCCCAAAGCAAACUACAAGAGUGGUUUCGGUCGAGGUCCGUUUGGUGGCAACAGUAUUCCGAAGCAGAACUGGCCACGACAGAUGGUGCCCAUCGAGCUUAAAAGGAAGUGGGAGAAGCGUGAAAGAUUGCGCUAUGCUUUUCGCAAGCACGGCUUCGAAUUGGAUGUUCCGAAGCUCGGGGGCUGA
Symbiodinium sp. CCMP2592 is the source of this 5640-nucleotide messenger RNA. The record is from the annotation of a GenBank genome assembly. NCBI's taxonomy places the organism in Eukaryota, Dinophyceae, Suessiales, Symbiodiniaceae.